AUGUUUCCACGACCAAAAAAAAACAUCAUGUUUCUAUACUUGUUUUGUUUGAGCAUCGUUGCCAAUUACUACCAUGUUUGGUUUCCUUGAUUCUGGUUUUUUCUUUCUUUUGAACCCAAAAACAAGUUUGUUUGUUCUUUCUAACGAUAAGCAACAAAUUUCUCAUAACUUUUUCUCAUCUUUUGGUUCGUUUAUUUGAUGUUCAGUUAUUAGUGUUUGUUUAAACAUAUUGGACUUUUAAAAUUAAAAUAUUAAGUGUCACAAAUUACCUAGUUAGAAUUUAAAUACAAAUUAAAAUGUUAUAUAUAUUUUACUUGAAACGGUUGCUUUUGUUUUGGCGAGGGUGGCUAACCCUUUCCCUUUGCACUCUUGCUCACAUUAACGUAACUUUGCCCUGAUCACUCUCAAGAAUCAAUAUCUUCGCACUUUAUAUUGAAUUGAACGUGGAAUCAGAAUAUUGGUCAAGAGUUUUUUACAUGCUCAAGAUUCAGGAUAAGAACCUUUAAUCGGAAGCCACUUCGAUUCAUGCACAAGCAGAGCUCGUGAAUAGAAGCGAUUCAGAUCAGCCACUUUUAUUUUACCUUUGGCUUAAUGUGGAUGUGAAAUAGUUCCUUGGCUUCAAUUCUACAUGUGAUAGUUUGGUACUAAGGAGAAUGAAUUACCUGUUAACAACAUUGUCAAAGAAGAUAGAGGUGGAUUCCAUCAUCAGGGACACCAUUGAUAAGGUCCUCGUCCUCCGCUUUGGUCGUGCCUCUGACCCUGUCUGUCUCCAGCUCGAUCAAAUUCUUUCUAAAGCAGCAAGGGAUGUGUCCAAGUUUGCAACUGUGGCACUGGUUGAUGUUGACUCUGAGGAUAUUCAAGUCUAUGUCAAGUAUUUUGACAUCACUUUGAUACCAUCUACAGUGUUUUUCUUCAAUGCCCAUCACAUGAAAAUGGAUUCUGGGACUGCGGAUCAUACUAAAUGGAUUGGUGCUUUUCACAGAAAGCAAGACUUCAUAGAUGUUGUAGAGGCAAUAUUUCGAGGAGCAAUGAAGGGAAAGCUUAUUGUGAAUUGUCCUCUCCCGCCUGAACGUGUACCGAAAUACCAGUUACUGUACAAGGAUGUCUAAAACUUAACAACCCUCCCCUCCCCUCCUUUGAUGUAUAUGUAAGUUCAUGAAAUAAAAGUUGGUCGGUAAGUGCUAUUUUAUUCUUUCAUCUUUGGAUCCUUUUUUAUUUCUAAAAAGGAAGUACUUGUACAUUGGUGAAGUUCAAAUUCACAUGCAAGGUUGUUAUUACGACAUGGAAAGAUGUUUAUACAAGAGGAG
Molecule: messenger RNA, 1307 nt
Organism: Abrus precatorius (Indian licorice)
Lineage: Eukaryota; Viridiplantae; Streptophyta; Magnoliopsida; Fabales; Fabaceae
Product: thioredoxin-like protein 4B
Exons: 6
Coding region: 654-1109 (151 amino acids)
Biological process (GO): mRNA splicing, via spliceosome
Cellular component (GO): U4/U6 x U5 tri-snRNP complex; U5 snRNP; spliceosomal complex
Source: RefSeq, a predicted model, not a curated record